GACAGUGUUCAAAGCGGAGUGAUGCUUCUGUGGGUAGUCCUUUGCAGGAGGCGUGAAUAGGAACCUGCUUGGUCUAGCCGAAUGUGAAUGACCGAGGAAGUUCUGCGAGGGCUGUUCUUGUCCGAUCACGGCUCUUGUGAGGGGCUGCCGAUUCCCAGGAAAAGACCCACCGUCUUGGAAUUUUAUUUGCAUCUCUUUGUCAUUGAAUCUGAAGCAUUGUGAGGGGAAACGUAUGGCAGGCAUUAUGGGAGUUGUAGGCCAACAUCUGUAGGAGGGCCGAAGUUGAGCAGACCUGGUACUAUGAGAAAAUAGAUGAACACUGUUACAAGCAAUGUGUCCGGUGGUGGCAGCUCCCGCAGGCACGGACAAAACACAGCAUGGUAUCCGAAGUGGCUUCCUAUCCCAGAAUGGCAGUACCAUCUGUCCCCAAUACUGUGACUGACCGGGUUGUAGGGCGCUGGCUCCUAAUCUGCACUGGUACUGUGGCUGGAGCUGUGGUACUAGGUGGUAUCACUAGGCUGACAGAAUCUGGGCUUUCCAUGGUUGACUGGCACCUAGUGCGGGAGAUGAAACCUCCUCGGACACAGCAGGAGUGGGAGGCAGAAUUUCAAAAGUACCAGCAAUUCCCAGAAUUUAAAAUCCUAAACCAUGACAUGACACUGACAGAGUUCAAAUUCAUCUGGUACAUGGAGUAUUCACACCGCAUGUGGGGACGACUUGUGGGGCUAGCUUACAUCCUUCCAGCAGCCUACUUCUGGAGGAAGGGCUACUUGAACCAUUCCUUGAAGGGUCGUGUCAUUGCCCUCUGUGGGCUUGUCUGCUUUCAGGGCCUAUUGGGCUGGUACAUGGUGAAGAGUGGACUAGAGGAAAAGCCAGACUCUCAUGAUAUCCCUCGGGUCAGUCAGUACCGUUUAGCUGCACACCUGGGCUCUGCACUUGUUCUUUACUGCUACAGCCUGUGGACUGGGCUCUCACUGCUGCUGCCACAGCACAAGUUACCUGAAACCCGCCAAAUCCUCCUCUUGAGAAGGCUUGCUCAUGGAACAGCAGGUCUCAUCUUCUUCACUGCACUUUCAGGGGCAUUUGUGGCAGGAUUGGAUGCCGGCCUUGUUUACAAUUCCUUCCCGAAGAUGGGGGAGCACUGGAUCCCUACUGAUCUCCUUGCCUUUUCCCCAAUGCUGAAGAACAUCUUUGAGAAUCCCACAACGGUGCAGUUUGAUCAUAGGAUUCUGGGAACCUCCUCUGUUGUAGCCAUCACAGGACUGUACCUGCUUUCCAGGAAGAUUCUUCUCCCACGCAGGACUAGGAUGGCAGUGGCUUCCUUAGUGGCCGCAGCAUAUCUCCAGGUCAGCCUGGGCAUCAGCACACUACUCCUGUAUGUCCCUACUCCUUUAGCAGCCACUCAUCAGUCAGGCUCCCUGGUGUUGCUCAGUAUGGCUCUGUGGCUGAUGCACGAACUUAGGCGGAUCCCUAAAUAACCCUGCUCUCUUAGCCUUUUUUGCUUUUCUGGUGCUGAGGGCUCAGGGUUGCUGCCUUUACUACCUGUGCUGUAAGCUUCUCUGCCUGGAAGCCUGGACAGAAGAGGAGGACUGUGUGGAGCUAUAUUUUGACUUCAUGAUUGGGAGUACUUCAUUGCAAAGCUUGCUUAGUGUGAACCGCUCUCUGUCAAGCUGUAUGAAAUCUAUGUUCAAAGUGUGAGGUUCACAAGACUGCCUGUCUGCAGGAACAAAAUGUUUUAGCUGUGCUUGCCGACCAAGGCUGCAGCCAUGCACUGUCUCUGUCUUUAAAUCUGUGUAGGAUAGAGAUGACAGGAUUCGAAUAGCAGUGCAGGGUGACUGGGCCUGGAAUUUUGGAUAGACAACAAAUGAAAGAGCAUUGAGUACAUUCAGGACUGUACCAUAGGGAUGAUGUGAGGGCCGUAGUAUCCGGAAUAGGCAGAAGGACUGUGACUAUGAAUACAUGAAAUGGGAGUCUUUAUAGCAGUAUGUCCCAUGUUUUCUUUCAAGAUAUUUCCCUCCCCUCUGUUGGAAUAUUUAAAAGUAAACUACUAUAUUGUAAACGAACAGAACCACAAUUUUCUUAUCUUUAAAAAAUGGAGAUCACUUCUGGAUGAGCCUCCGUUUAUUCCAUGUUAAACUUACAGUCCUUACGCAUCUUCCUACUGUGGCUAAGGGAACGGCUGUAUUACAGUAUUUGUUGGUAUGGGGUAGUGCAAGUAUAGGAUUGAGUGGAAGGGUCAAGGCCAGGAUUAGGCUGGCACCUUCAGGCAGCUGUUGAUGGCUCAGACCUCAAGGGGGCCCACUAGCAUUGACUCUUAACCAGCUACUGUGGAAGUGCUGUAUCCCCUGGGAAGUUUGGGCCCUGUUGGCUGUGUUGGCGGGCUGCCCUGCUGUUCCUACACAGCAAGAUUUCCUCUGACUCGGAGGGCAAGUGCUCAUCACUUGUCCAUGAAAGUAGACAAAUGAGGGAUGGCACAAGAAAUAGCUACAACUAUUUGGGAGAACAAUUUGUUAUGGGGUGGCUAACAAAUAAAGUUUAUUAUUAUUAA
Hemicordylus capensis (graceful crag lizard) is the source of this 2548-nucleotide messenger RNA. RefSeq names its product cytochrome c oxidase assembly protein COX15 homolog (gene COX15). The coding region runs from base 378 to 1478 and encodes 366 amino acids. Gene Ontology annotation, cellular component: mitochondrial inner membrane. NCBI's taxonomy places the organism in Eukaryota, Metazoa, Chordata, Lepidosauria, Squamata, Cordylidae. Gene Ontology annotation, molecular function: oxidoreductase activity, acting on NAD(P)H, heme protein as acceptor. The record is from RefSeq and is a predicted model, not a curated record. The transcript has 9 exons. Gene Ontology annotation, biological process: heme A biosynthetic process.